AUGGCGUACUCUCCACCGCCUGUUUCGCCAAAUAUGACUGCAGGUCCAUCCCAUGGCUUGGGUGGAGCCCAGUCUCACAGAAUGACUUCCAACGCUCGAAAUCGUUCUAGGUCUCCCCCGGCUAACCCUCAGCCUGUUUCCAAGCGUGAUAAAAGGCGAAGUGCUCUCCAGGAUCGGGUGCAAGAUCUCACAGAAACAUUCAGCAAUGAACGUGACUACCAUUUUCGCAAACAAGUUCACGAUCUUCAAACCGAGAUGACCCUGAUUUCCAACUCCCAACUAUAUGACACUGAGCCGUUGAGCGACUCGCCAGAAACUAUUUCAAAGCUUGUUGAGCAACUGUCUGCAGCGGGCCAUCUAGUGCCAGAAACGAUCCCUUCGGGAAAAUGGUAUGCAAAUUUUGUGCAGGAAAUGAAUCAAACGAAAGAAGAGCGAGAUUUAGAACUCGCCACCUUAAUGAAUCGCCAUCGCGACCAAUUUUCACGCAUUAAACGAGAACAUGACUUCAAAAUCCAGUUUGCACACCAGGAAUGCACAAAACUUGGGGAGACGAUUAGGGAACGAGUGGUUAUGUCAAUUUCCCAGAAGAAAAAUCGACUGAUGAAGGAGAAGGAACAACUAGACCUUGCAGAUACCAACGCGCUACUCCUCCAUCCAAAUCAAUUUUCAAUUGCAAAUCCCGCAAGCCCUGGAGGGCUUCAAACUAAUAGAAAGACUAGGCACACGCGCCAUAGAGUUGAUGUAGAUGACAUGGGGAAUGGAAUUGGCUCUGAGCCAACCAAUAAAAGGAAACGAAAAGGCAUAGUCGAUGAUGACUUCGAUUCUCCCGCGAGAGAUGGGGGUAUGUUAACACCGGCAGACCGAACAAAGGUGCGGAUGAGUCAACACCAAAACGCCGCAAGUUACCACAUAUCCUCUCUAUUCACGGAGAAGGAAUUGGCAAUGCACAGUAACAGCGCCCACGUCGCCGCUCUCCAUUUUCUCGCUGCCUCCAAAAGGGCUAAGCAGCAAGCCUCAACCCCGGCGACGAACGGUCAAAAUGCUGACGGCGGCGAUGAUCUAGCUGGCUCCGGCGACGGGAGUGGACAAGAAGACACAAGCGCCGCGCCCGAAAUGGAACGAACAGCUAGCCAGGGCUAUCACGCUACGCGUUCGACACGUAACACGGGCGCUGGUACUUCUGGCUUGACACUGCUCGGCGAACUUGCAGACAAAACAGCCACACGGCCCAACCUGCCCUAUUUCAUUCUAGGAAAUUACCACGCACGGCCCAACGGUUCCGGGUCUGCACCGCCGCCACCACCGCUCAUGCCGGAGGAGAUCGAGGACGAUCUAGCCCGUAUCGAGAAACUAGCGAGCAAGCCUCAGGGAUGGAUCGACACUCGCUUGGUCAAUGAGCUUGUCGAGGCGACCCAUGAGCAUGAUCAGGAUCAUGACAAGAUUGUUGACGGGUUUUUCCUUGAGAGUUCGGAGAGGUUUGGUUCGCUGCACCCUGAUUUCCCGCCGGAGAUGGAUGUGCAUUUGGUUCGUCUGUAUCCCCGCAAAGAAACAUGA
Paracoccidioides brasiliensis Pb18 is the source of this 1554-nucleotide messenger RNA. RefSeq lists its product as uncharacterized. Gene Ontology annotation, biological process: negative regulation of transcription by RNA polymerase II. Bases 1 to 1554 code for a protein of 517 amino acids. The record is from RefSeq and is a predicted model, not a curated record. The transcript is spliced from 2 exons. Gene Ontology annotation, cellular component: Sin3-type complex. Gene Ontology annotation, molecular function: histone deacetylase binding.